Messenger RNA from Clavispora lusitaniae ATCC 42720, 1593 nucleotides. RefSeq names its product alpha-mannosyltransferase. Gene Ontology annotation, biological process: protein O-linked glycosylation. Lineage: Eukaryota; Fungi; Ascomycota; Pichiomycetes; Serinales; Metschnikowiaceae. The record is from RefSeq and is a predicted model, not a curated record. Gene Ontology annotation, molecular function: alpha-1,3-mannosyltransferase activity. Gene Ontology annotation, cellular component: Golgi apparatus.
AUGAAGGUGAAAACGCGAACGAUCCUAGUGGCGCCGUUUCUUUUGGUGGCGUAUCUCCUCUGGGCAUCGGGGCGGCCGUUCUCCUUCCAAAACCUCCUGUCCGACCACAUUUUGGCGCUUCUGGAACCUUUGGCUCCCGAUUCGAGCCUUGCCCUAAAAUGCUCCAGCUAUUUCCACACGAUCGAAAACAGGGCCGGAGCCGGACCCAGCACGUCGAGGUUUCUCUCCCUGGACAAGAUCCGCAACCACAUCGACCACUUGCGUGUGUAUUUGCGGUGUUUCGUCGAGAAUGACAUUGUGGACGAAACAGAAGAGCGCUUUUCUCGCCAGCUUUUGCCCAUGUUCUCGCAGAAGGUGCCGCUAAUGUCGGAGAAAGGCGGCUGGAGCAGCAUGGAGGACCAUCCAGGCUCGUUCUGGCGCAACUACUUGCGUCUGGCCCACGGAAAAGGCAUAGUUGUCAGUCUAGCUGAAUCGGACGCUGCCAAUGCGGCUAGGCUCGUGAAUGUCUUGAAGGCAGUUGGCAACGAGUUGCCCAUUCAGUUCAUUCACGAAAAGGCCCUUUCGGCAGACGCCAAACACUUGAUUUUCAACGCAUCUUUGUCCCAAGACUCUGUUUUUCUGCAGAAAAUCAGCUUUAUCGAUGUACGACCGGCGAUCGAAAAGGGCUUUGGCGCAGCGUUCAAGGGUUACAAUAACAAGUGGUUUGCAGCGUUGUUUACUACGUUCGAGCAUAUGAUCUUGAUGGACGCCGACGUGGUUCCGUUCGUGAAACCAUCUGAGCUUUUCGAAGCCGAAGAAUAUCUAGCAAAGGGCGCCUUCUUCUUUCGCGACAGAGAGCUUCUGGAGGCAAUAAGCGCAAGCAAAUUUGCAUUCUUGCGCAGCUUGUUCCCAGAGUCUCUGCAUUUCAAUUUCCUGGUCGAUCCGGAAAUGCUAAACAACAACUUCUUCAACUACCACGCCAAGCACGUGAUGGAAAGUGGCAUGGUCCUAAUGCACCGGCCUUCCCAUAUUAGUGGUCUUCUCAUUUCCUUGUUAUUGCAGUAUUGGCACAAGACUGGGAAAAUCAUGUAUGGAGACAAAGAUCUUUUCUGGUUGGGCCAGCUCAUCAGCGGAAACCUGAGGUUCCACUUCAAUGAAAAUGCAGCGGCAGCUAUUGGUCUGCUUGAGAAUGGACUAUUAUGUUCCGCUCAACUAGGGCACUUGGAUAAGAAUUUUAAGCUUCUAUGGACAAACGGCGGAUUGCUGCUCUGCAAAAGAAAUACAUGGCUCUAUGAUUUUUUCCGGCACCUGUUUCUUCGAGCCAAGUUCCAAAACUCGAUUGGCAAAAUGAAGGCUGCUUAUUCAAGUGGAAUAAAAAUCAGCCAAUGUGUUCUUCCUGCAAGCAUCAAGCAAUUGAAUGGCGAAAAAUCAUCAAACCUACGGUGCAACUUCAACAAGAAUUACAGUUACGGUUGUGGGGGCAUAUUCUACUGCGCAAAACUGGAGGACGGCGGUCGUGUAAUUGACUUUUCGACCGAAGAGAAAAAAUGGUACAACUGGAUUGUGCUGGUGUGGAGUGGAGAAACCAAUAAUGCUCAAGGAAUUAAUGGAUAG